This is a messenger RNA of Scomber scombrus (Atlantic mackerel), 792 nucleotides long. RefSeq lists its product as uncharacterized. Bases 1 to 792 code for a protein of 263 amino acids. The record is from RefSeq and is a predicted model, not a curated record. The transcript is spliced from 6 exons. NCBI's taxonomy places the organism in Eukaryota, Metazoa, Chordata, Actinopteri, Scombriformes, Scombridae.
AUGGGGAGUUAUGACGGACAGAUGGAUGCAUUGCACUGUGCACUGAGGCGAAAACAGGACCUACUGCAAAGACUAAGGGAGCAGCACCUUUUAGAGGACCUCAACAGACCUCACACCUGGGGAGGGUCGCGAAAACAGUACCAGUCACAUUUUGCUGCUGCCCCUCAGCUGCCCCUAUCGCUGCCAUACAUGGGACCCAUUCACAUCCAGCAGCCAGCACCAGCUCUGCUCACCCUGCCCCCACCACCACCCGCCCCGCCUCAGCCCCCACGCAUCAUCCAGCAGGCUCUACCCCAGCAGCCGGCCACCAUCAUACAACAGCUGCCACAUCAGCAGCUUCUGAUUACCCAAAUUCCUCCACUACAGCCGAACCCUGUAUCUCGCUCAAGCAGCAGCAUCAAAGAGGACAUGGUGGAAUUGAUGUUGAUGCAAAAUGCUCAGAUGCACCAAAUCAUAAUGCACAAUAUGAUACAGAAAGCCAUGCCUCCUAUGGCUCUGUCGCCACCUGGAGGGCCAAAUCACAGUGCCCCUCGCGCUACAUAUCUUGGACAGGAUGGUUACCAGGGAACUCCUAUUUUUGUAAGGCCAGAUGUCAAACCAGGGGGAAGUGCUGUCCAUCAUCAUCAUCAUCAUCACUAUGGUCCUACCCCUGCAGCACUACAUCUGCCCCCCAUCAGCUACCAUACAUGGCUGCCAGGAGUGUCACCUGUCCCAGCAGGACAAGCACAGGGACAUCUACCAUUACUGCACCACGGAACAGUACCGUUUACACUUCCACCACUCAAUGUGUAA